Molecule: messenger RNA, 1893 nt
Organism: Nanorana parkeri
Lineage: Eukaryota; Metazoa; Chordata; Amphibia; Anura; Dicroglossidae
Gene: CFAP210
Product: coiled-coil domain containing 173
Exons: 10
Coding region: 141-1820 (559 amino acids)
Source: RefSeq, a predicted model, not a curated record
CAUUUCCGACGUACUUCCGCCCACUUCCUGCUUGGUAACUAAGCAACGAAGACUCGCUAGCGCUCUAAUAGGUGUCCGUUGCCAGGCAACGAAGAGACGCGCCAACAUCUGCUGGACAGAAGAGCGGAGAACCUACGGUGAUGGCUACGGCGUCCGCCCCUGUGGUGCAGUAUGGCAGGAGGAAAGGCUCCAGUAGAAGGCAGGCAGCCGGGAAUCGUACGAUUCUCGGCUGUGAUUUAUCGAUAAAGCCCGUGGAUUUGCGUCAAGUCGCCGUGCUUCCCAAAGCAGACUGGGAACGGAUUGUGAAUUAUAAUAACACAUUGGAAAUUGAAGCAAGGAGGCUUUAUGAAGAGAGGAAGGAGGAGGAAGCCUUGCAUUUACGUUCCCAGGAAGUGGUAAAAAACUGGACCAACACCAUAUCUGGUUUGAGGCAGAAGAGGCUAAAAGCAAAGCAGGUUCGAGAGGAAAAAGAAGAGGAAGAAAAGAAGAAAAUUGAUCUGGUGGAGGCCCAUUAUCAGGCAGAGAAAAGAAGAGAAGCUAUUGAGAAAGCCAGGACCGACCAAUACUACCAGACUGAUAAAGUCAAGACCUUCCAUAGUGCGCUGCUACUUACCGAAGUCAGGAAAGAACAAGAUGCACAACUAGAGCUCAAAAAUAAGAUCAUGAACAUGAGCAAUAAGCAAGGCAAAGACACUCUGGCUAACAUGCAGCGAGAACUGGAAGAAAGUAUUUAUAAUGACCAGCAGAAAGCACUGCAGAGCCUCACAGAAAGAAAGAAGAACGCAAAUGAGCUUUUCAAGCAGAUGGAGGAUCACAGACAUGCUGCUGAACUGGAGAAACAAACUAACUACAGAGAAGGUGAAGAAAUCAGAAGACUGACCAGACUGCACGAGUGGGAAAUGAACAAGCUGGCUAAACUGAAACUGGAAGAGAAAAAAGAAUUAAUGAGAGCCCAUUUGGCACAUGUCGCCGACACAAACUUGCUCAGAGAAAUUGAGAAAAGGAAGGAAGAAGAGAAUGAUGACUUGGUACGUCGCUUCAUUCUUGCGAAGAAAAAGAUGUCCAACUUGAAAAAAGAGAGAGAGGAUGAAUUACACAGGCAAACAGUGGAACGCAGGGAUCGAAUCUCAGGACUGCUGGCAGCACAAAUGAAACAGAAAGUUAUUGAUGAAGCGGAACGUAUAAAAAACGCUGAAGCAGAAAUGGAAGCCAAAAACAAAAAAGAAACUGAGCAAAAAGAAAAGAAGAUGAAAGCAGAUAUCAAAGCCAUCACUGAGCAUAGGCUUAGAACGAGAAGAGAAAAAGAAGAGGAAGAAAAAGCAGAGAAGUUGAAGGCAUUACAAGCUCUUUAUGAAAUAAGAGAGGCGGAUAAUUUCUUCUUUGAUCAGCAGAAAGAGAAAAUGAGACAAACAGAAGACCAAUGUAAGAAGGUGCAAUCAAUGCAGAUCCAACAGAUGGCUGAGAAGAAAGUCAUGUCGCAGGCAGAAAAAGAAGCAGAGGUAGCUUAUGACCAACAGAAUGAAGCUUUGAUGAUAAAGGAAGAGGAUGCUUUCCAGGAGUACGCCAAACAAGUGAUUGAUUCGGUCACCAAAGCCGGAUGCAAUGCAUACACACUGAAGAAAGCAGCUCAAUCUGGCACUGGUGGGGGCCACGGUCCAGUUUACUCCGGCAGGGGAGGCAUUCGGCCAAGUUACCUAGUACAGGACACCAGUGGAGUCCAGCUACCGGCUUACCAGAAUGGCACUACCCAGCAAAUAAAGGAGAUCUACGAUACUGGGAAUAUCCAGCAAGCGAAGAGAAAACUUGGUUUUACAUACUGAUACAGGAUUGUUCCACAUUUACACAACUGUGCAAGGAGACAAUAUGUGGCCUGCCAUUGCUGACCCAUCCUAA